AAGUAAAUUGUGCGUUUCGAGCUUCAACCGAGAUCUUAAGUGUUUGUUUAUUGUUUAUAAUAGUUUGUUUAUACACAGUGAAGAAAGUGUCGACCGUGGACAGCGUCGAAAUAGCAACUGCUAUAAAUGACGUGGUCCUUCACAACGACCCUGUGUUGAGUUGUUGUGUAUUUACUGACCACAGGAAUAGCGUUGAACCCGUGAAUGGAAGUGGAGAGGACCCUGGUUAUGGGUCCAGAAAGAGUGUUUCCGAGCUCGGAGGAGGAUCUGGGACAGGAGCGACUGGGGGAGGAAUGGAGCGGUGAGGACGGUGAGGAAGAGGACGGGGCACCCGGGGAGGAAGAGCACAACAGCGCAGGGUAUUAUUAUCAACCACUGAACCAGGAGCCUGAUGGUGUCUCCAACACACCGCUGGAUCAAAACGACACGACGCCACACGCCGAUCAGCUGCAGGAGGUGCAGGACAGAAUAGAGGCCAUGGGCUUGUUCCUGCCUCAGCCACCAGCUCCAGACAGCGAUGAGGAGGAGGAUCUAGAAGCUGCUGCUGCACAACACAGCCAUGCGUCUAUUCCUAUGGAUCCUGAUCAUGUUGAGCUUGUUAAAAGGACCAUGGCAGCAGUGAACUUGCCAUCUCUGGGGAUCCCAGCUUGGGCUCGUGAGAUUUCAGAUGACCAGUGGAAGGACAUGGUGCAGCAGACUCUCCAAACUCGGCAGAGCUCAGGAGGCCUCUUACUGCAACGCAAAUGAAAUGAUCUAAAGGCCUUUAUCAUGUUCUCCUUGCAGCCCAUGUUUGCAUCCCCAAUAAAGCAUCAAAAGAGCCUGUAAGGUCAUGUGACUGAGGUGGCAAAGAAUAAUUGUUUAUUAUAUAUUGUAUUUGUUUGAAGUAAAUGUACUGAUACCAUGAUGCAAAGGGUUUGACAUAUUUCAGGAUAGUUAGUGUGCUGCCUGAAGAUUCCCUCAUUAAUUUCACUGAAUCGCACUUCAAAAUCAAGACCACUUAAUCUUUUUUCUUCCUUUCAGUAUCAUCCAGUUCAUCUGCAUAUUUCUAGACAUUUGUGUUUAGUCCUAUAAUGACGAUAUCCACAUGAAGUUACUUUUCUUCAGCUUAUUGAUGCAUAUGUCCUGCACAUUCACAAACGUAUUUUCUUUCAUUUUAUUUUUGUUCUGUACAUACAUGAACAUCUGUACAAAAUAUGACUUUCAUAGUAUGUAAUGCUCUGCCUAAUUAAAGUACAACAUAUGUACAUAUGACCUGGAAA
This is a messenger RNA of Tachysurus vachellii, 1259 nucleotides long. It is a transcript of the gene mea1, whose product is annotated as male-enhanced antigen 1. Bases 205 to 747 code for a protein of 180 amino acids. NCBI's taxonomy places the organism in Eukaryota, Metazoa, Chordata, Actinopteri, Siluriformes, Bagridae. Gene Ontology annotation, biological process: spermatogenesis. The transcript has 4 exons. The record is from RefSeq and is a predicted model, not a curated record.